CUAGGUGAUGCAGGCGGCGUCUGCGGCAGGGCGUCUGCGGCAGAGCGUCUACUCCCGCAGCUAGGCGGCGGUCUUUCCGCUGCCGCUCUAGGCCGCUGUCUCUGUGCGGGCGAGGGGGCGGUUGCUAGGCUGCGCUCGGGGCCUAGUAGGCCGCAGGGGCGGCGUGGCCGGCCAGGCAGUCAGCCGAGGAGAGGAGAAGAGGGAGCGCCAUGGCGGCCUCGCCUCCGUUGGAGUUGCGCGGCUCGGAGGCCCCGUGCAGCUGCGUGCUGUGCUGCGGCGAGCUGGAGGUGGUGGCGCUGGGCCGGUGCGAGCACCCCAUCUGCUACCGCUGCUCGGUGCGGAUGCGGACGCUCUGCGGGGUGCGCUACUGCGCCGUCUGCCGGGAGGAGCUCGCCCAGGUGGUCUUUGGGAAGAAGUUGGCGUCCUUUUCGACAAUUGCACUUGGCCAGUUACAGCAUGAGAAGAAAUAUGACAUCUAUUUUACUGAUGGAAAAGUUUAUGCUCUCUAUAGGAAACUCCUGCAGCAUGAGUGCCCACUGUGCCCAGAGGCCAGGCCGUUUGCCACCGUUGUGGACUUGGAACAGCACAUGAGGAAGCAGCAUGAGCUCUUCUGCUGCAAACUGUGUGUGAAACACUUGAAGAUCUUCACCUACGAGCGCAAGUGGUAUUCCCGCAAGGACCUUGCCCGGCACAGAAUCCACGGGGACCCAGACGACACGUCUCACCGCGGCCAUCCCCUUUGCAAAUUCUGUGACGAGCGCUAUCUGGAUAAUGACGAGUUACUGAAGCACCUGAGAAGAGACCACUAUUUCUGCCACUUCUGUGAUUCCGACGGGGCACAGGAAUAUUACAGUGAUUAUGAGUACCUCCGGGAACACUUCCGUGAGAAGCACUUCCUCUGCGAGGAAGGCCGCUGCGCCACCGAGCAAUUCACUCAUGCCUUCCGGACCGAAAUAGAUUACAAAGCACACAAGACGGCCUGUCACAGCAAAAACCGGGCAGAGGCCAGGCAGAACCGGCAGAUUGACCUUCAGUUCAACUAUGCACUGAGGCAUCAGCGGAGAAACGAGGGUGUUGUGAGUGGCGAAGACUACGAGGAGGUUGACAGGUACAACAGGCAAGUGAGAGGAGGCAGGCCAGGGCCACGAGGAGGGCAGCAAAACAGGAGAGGCAGCUGGAGAUACAAGAGGGAAGAAGAAGACAGAGACAUUGCUGCAGCCGUCAGGGCAUCUGUAGCCGCCAAAAGGCAAGAGGAGAAGAAACGGGGGGAAGACAAAGAGGACGCCCCCCGCUCUAAAAAGGAGGAGGCAAAAGACCUGGAACUGAGCGCCUCUAAGCGAGGGCCAAAGCCUCCAGCCGAACUGCCGGCUCCGAAGGAAGCUGCUCCAAAGGCUGUGUUAAGCCAAGAUGACUUCCCUACCAUUGGCCAGCCAGCGAUGGGCCCUGUGCAGAGCUCAGCCCAGCCUGUCCCAGUGAAACUGGACGAAGAAGACUUUCCAAGCCUCUCCUCCUCCUCCUCUGCUCCUGCCGUGGUCUCUUCUGCCAUGUCCUUGUCCUACACAACCACGGCAAAGAGGUCGGGCUUUCAGGAAGAGGACUUCCCUGCCUUGGUAUCCAGAGUCCAACCCAACAGUAAGACGGCAUCAACCCUCACAUCUGCAUGGAACUAUGGCUCCAGUAAAAGCAUGGUCAAAGCCAUCACGGCCGGCAACCCCAGUAGCAGCCAGCCGGCCAGGAGAGCGGGCCCCACCAGCAACAGUAAAGGCAGCAAAAAGAACAAGGCUGCCCUUUGCAGCGAUGACCAGGAGAGCAGCAGUGGUGUCACCACCCAGGAGGUCCGCAGCGCACCAACUAUGGUUGACGUCUCCUCUUUGCUGGCGGCCUCAAACUCUCAGACUUUUGUCAAGGUGGGCAAGAAGAAGAAGGUUGGGGCUGAGAAGCCGAGGACAGCGUCACCCCCAGUCUUGCAGGAGGCAUCACCCCCUGCAGAGAAGGUCUCAGAAGCCGAGCAGCCGCCAACCUUUCCCACCAGCACUAACAUGCCAGAGAGUGCUGCAGCCGUUGUGAACGGUCACUUGGAAAAAUCCAUAGGUUCCUUUAAAGCUUCCAAAGAGCCCCCUGGCCUUAAGAAGCCUCCAGCAGCUAGCCAGUCCCUGUUGCCUCAGGAAGACUUCCCAGCCCUUGGAAACUCUGGACCACCCCGAAUGCCUCCACCCCCAGGCUUCAACUCUGUGGUGCUACUUAAUAACCACCCGCCACCUCUGGGGCUGUCGGUGCCUCUUAGUAAACCACCCCCAGGCUUCACUCCUAUUCCACCCACUAGUAUCUCAGAAUCUACCCCUGCUCCUGUGAAAGAGCGAAAACCUUGUCAGGGACCCUACUUAAUACUAGAUAACUUCCAGCAGCGGAACAUCCAGCUAAUCCAGUCAAUCAAAGAAUUUCUGCAAGAUGAUAAAUCCCAGUUCAACAAAUUCAAGACCUACUCGGGGCAGUUCAGGCAGGGUCUGAUAUCCGCAGCUCAGUAUUACAAAAGUUGCCAGGAGCUCCUGGGUGAGAACUUCAAGAAGAUCUUCAAUGAGCUCCUUGUGCUGUUGCCGGACACGGCCAAGCAGCAGGAACUGCUUGCUGCCCACAAUGACUCGAAGGCCAAGUCAGGCCUCUCCCCUUCCUUCGCCAGCAAGUCCCGGAAGAACAAGAGGAAUGCCUGGCAGACAGACUUAGACUCCGACCUCAACUGCUGUGUCUGCCCCACAUGCCAGCAGGUGCUGACCCAGCAGGACUUAGCUUCCCACAAAGGCCUUCACCUGGAGGAGGAGGAGGAGUUCCCGUCCUUGCAGGCCAUUAGCCGGAUCAUCAGCUAGCUCUUCCAGGUGACUAAUAAAGCCAAUAUCCAUCCUUUAAAAUAUUUGCGCUUCUUGAAGGGCAGGCUCUCUGUAGAGAGUAGAGCAGCCAGCUCUGUGGGUGGGCCAAAGGGAGUUUGUAGAGGCUGAGGAUGGAAGAUGCUGGCAGGUUUAGAGGUCGCUGGGAGGUGGCAGAUGCAGCCAUUGCAAAAAUGAUUGCCCUUCUGUCAUUCAAAGUAGGCUGGAAUUGCAGGUUCGCAGGGGGUGCAGCUUAGUUUGCUGCCACAGUUGAUAAAUUAAGUAGUUUCUGACCUUGGCACAAUAUGGAAAUGGGGGCAGGGGAGGGGGUUGUGUUUUUUUACCGUUUUGACUACAGAGAACCAUUGGAAAUGGUUCAUUAUCUGUCACACUUAAGAUGCGAGUUACAUAGGCUGCGCAAGAUGGAAGGGUGUUGGGAACGUAGAGCUGGGCAAAAGCGCAGUGGCAAGUGAAGGCCCCUCCGUCCUCCUCUCUUCAGCUCAGUUCUUGGAGCGAGGUUCUUCCAUGGACAAGGAGGGGACCUGCUAAGGAAAGAAUUACACCUAGAUUUCAAAGCUGCUCCUAAGCCUUUUUUUCCUGUCAAGCUUAUGUUUCUUGAAAGAAACCCAGAUUUGUUUUGUUCUGUUAGAACUGCAUGUAGGAAAAAAUAAUAGUAUUCAAAACUUUUUCUUCUCUGUGUAAAAUGGGCAUUUCUGCCCUAGUAAUGAAAGUUCAGUUUUUUCCAUUUGUCUUUGAGGAAUCUGUGCUGGCUUAGAUCAGCUGGUGGUUGAUUCAUUAAAUGCUACUCCACACUGACGUUGCCAUCUGAUGCCUUGAAGUGCAAUCUUCUGUGGGUGUACCUACAAGGGAAUAGGAAAACUGUGGCAGCUGCUACCUAGUAUCAAAAUUGUACCCUGUGGCCAGGGAGAGUUUCCUCCUUUAGAUUGUCUCAACAGGGUACGCUUCCUUAACAGCUCCUUGCAGACCUCUCUUAGUGGGACAUCUCGGGAGUCCUAAACUUUCAUGAAGGUCAGAGACGUACCAGCCGCCAGUGUGCAACUUUUUGUUGUUGUUGUUCAAGUCCAGAGUAGGAAUCACAAAUACCUUUCAUCCUUUAGCAGCAAAUAAAACCUACCCCACCAAAAACAACCUCCACCCCUGAGAAUAGAAAUCCUGGCAUAUGGGGACAGCUACCUUAGAACCCUCCUCCCAUUCAUCUAGUUUUGAAGGAACAUCUGUUUUGUACUGGAGGGGGGCGGGGAGACUGAAAUUCAGUCACUGAAAUUUACCCCUGCCUGUAGUCUGAAUUGGAACAGUCCAGAAACCAUUUGACCCGCUGAUGAGCUGUUUGUCUAAGCGGAGUUUUUAAGUAGAGGUAUCUGCCACUUUUGGUUCCUUCGCACUGGCUUACUUGCACAAGGCUUCAUGUUAUGGCCUUUCACUUCUCUCUUUCCAGGUAAUGUAAAAGGAACUUUAAAAAAAAAACCUUUUUGGAAAUUAAUAUUGGCGUCCUUUUACUAAAUGAAUCUACCUGGCCACAAAAAGCUGGGGGCACUUCACCAGGAGUACUGCAAAAGCCCCACUGAAUUGAACUGAUUUGUUACAAGAGCUCCCCAUUUGUUUUAGUGGAGCUUGGGCAAGAGAACUUAAACCUUUUCUGAAAAUCUUGGGAAUGAUCCAAGGUUAUCUUACUGUUAAUACAUGACAAAGGAUGCACUUUAAAUUGCUGUUCCUAUAUCAUAAGAUCUGUAUUGCUCAGCCAAGCAUGUUUCUAAGUUGGUUUUCUUAAAAGUACUUCUUGAAUAAAAGCACUUAAGAAUGUAGGGCUCUUCAGCCACUUCCCUCCACGAGCAGACUGCAUGUUGGCAAGGAAGUCAGGGCCUUUUCCCCUCUGCCCGCUGAAGUUUGUGCACCCUUGGUCCCAGCAAACACUGAAAAGGACCUGUCUACAUACAUGCAGAUUUUCCAUAAACCUGAGAACUCUGCUGGGUUAGAAUUCCUGGUUGUUUGAAAGGUCUGGGGCCCCUUUCAUGGUUUGGUCGGGCUCUAGCGGUUCAGCCAGUUGGCAACAGGAAGAAGGGCCCACUGUGGUGGGCGGUGCUUUGCAAGUGGGAAGGGCGGGACAUAAUUUUAAUAAAUAAUUAUAGAGCCAAGAGCAAUUCUGUCUCCACUCUCUUCAUUGAGAGCCACCAUAAGCAGCCUGCCCUGAUCUCUGUUGCAACGAUUAAAUGAAAAUUAGACAGCUGCUGUUUGUGAUUACCAGCAGUUACUGCUCCUCGUGAAGCAGAAUGUACCAUUGGCUCAAACUUGCAAAUAACUUACCAGCCCAUGAUAGAUUUUGCUAGCUUUUCUGCUGCAGUUAAAAAUGGCUUAUAAGAGCCAACGUCUGAUAGGUUUCCCCCCGCCUGGUCAAUAUUCUAAAUUACUAGAGGUGACCAGAUAUUUAUAAGCCUGCAUUUGCUGCUCCAGUCACCUGCUGGUGUCUCUCUCUUCUCCCCUUGCGCGUGAUCCAACAGAAUAUCAACAGAAGGCUCAAGUAAUUCAUUUUUAAUUUGUUUAUUGAAAAAUAAGUUGCAGUUGGUACACAGACAAUUAAAAUAAUGCAGUCACAAAGUGAUGAUUUGUUUUUCCAAAAUGUAUAUCUAAUCUAUAGUUAUAUACAUACAAAAGAACUGUAAACAUUUUAAAACCCUAUUUUUCACACAGUCCACUUUUCUACCACAGGGCACAUUGGGUAACUAACAACUGCAACUUUUUGUUGUGUGUGUGUUUGAAGCAAUCUGCUUUUGAAGGGAGGUAUCUGCAUGUUUGGUAUCUUGUUAAAAAUUAUGAAAAUGAUAUGAGGGUUCUUUCUGUCUCUGUUAAAAGGCAUUCUUGGGCCUAGUUUGCCCUGAAAAUCUUUGUACACUCUCUCUCUUACAUGUGGUAGCCUCUACACAAUCUAUUAAAGGCAAAUGAGUGAA
Messenger RNA from Rhineura floridana, 5821 nucleotides. RefSeq names its product zinc finger protein 598, E3 ubiquitin ligase (gene ZNF598). Gene Ontology annotation, molecular function: ubiquitin protein ligase activity; ribosome binding. Bases 210 to 2861 code for a protein of 883 amino acids. The transcript is spliced from 12 exons. Gene Ontology annotation, biological process: protein ubiquitination; rescue of stalled cytosolic ribosome. The record is from RefSeq and is a predicted model, not a curated record. Lineage: Eukaryota; Metazoa; Chordata; Lepidosauria; Squamata; Rhineuridae.